Molecule: messenger RNA, 258 nt
Organism: Dentiscutata heterogama
Lineage: Eukaryota; Fungi; Glomeromycota; Glomeromycetes; Diversisporales; Gigasporaceae
Source: the annotation of a GenBank genome assembly
AUGCCGUCUCAUUCUACUACUACAAAUAGUACCAUUAUCACCACUCCAGUUAACACUGCUCCAACUUCAGUAACUAUUACAACACCUACCCCGAUAGCAUAUACUGGUAGUAGCGCAUCAUCAACUACAAGUCAGGUGCCUACUUCGUCUUACGAGCCAUUCUUACCUCAAAGUGGAGGAAAUAUUAUGAGUAAUUGGUUUAAAGAUAUUGAAUUGUGGAUUAGUAUAGGGUCAUUGGUUAUUAUGUGGUUAUUUUGA